Molecule: messenger RNA, 3778 nt
Organism: Durio zibethinus
Lineage: Eukaryota; Viridiplantae; Streptophyta; Magnoliopsida; Malvales; Malvaceae
Source: RefSeq, a predicted model, not a curated record
UUAUUGUUUGAUUUUCUUUUUGUUUUUGUUUUUUAAAAUCUAAAAAAGGAAAUUUCAUAGUUGGUUGUUCAAAAUAUUGCCAUAUAAAUGAAGGUUAAUGUAUUUGCGUUGAUAUUAUUUUUUUUUUUGGUUUAAUAAAGUCAUAGUUUUGAGAGUUUUUCUUUGUUAUGUUCAUCUUUGUUUCAUUGGGGAGCUAAAGGAUUUUGCUUCGUAUAUUUAGAAAUUGUGAACAUUCAGUUGUCAUAUCGUUGCUGUUUACUUGAGAUUUACGUAAACAAAAGAAUGAAGAAGUGAAGAAGUUGAAAGAGUUGUACGAUAUCUCGUGAGUUUUUUGAGUGUUUUUUUAUUAGAAAUCCAACGGAUGUUUGAAGCUGCUGCACUGCCGAAAACAACUUUUCAGUGCAUCGUUGGAGGGCAAUUUUUUUUUUAUAUAUUGACAUGAUCGAUGAGUACUAUAAAAGUGAUGAUGACAAAUACUACAAAAAGAUAAAGUCAUUGCAUUACAGUGCACUCAUUGGAUAGCCACGUGAAUAUGUAAAGCUCAUGAAUAUGCAGUAAUCGAUGCAUAACAUAUUUUCACUUUGGUGGGUCCCCAAACCCCAAUAAAGUAACCCACCUACUCUAUUAGGGAGGGUUUUUUAGGAUGUGAAUGCUUAGACCCGGAAGAAUCCAAUGAGGUUUUUUCCUUUUUAAUUUUCCACUUUUCUGGUUUUUUUUUUUUUUUUUAAUUUUACUAAUUUGAGGAAAAAUGGUUCAUUGAUUGUGGUUGGAGGCGAGAAGGGUAUUGGGCUUUUAAUGUUGUGGGGCCAAAUAUAUCCAGGUGUGAAAAAACAUGUGGAACAAUGUUGGAAAUUUUAAGUGGUUCAUGGAGGCUGUUAUCAAUUUUACUGGUGUGAAACAAAAAUAUCAUGUAUGGUUGUUGUGUUUCUCAUGUAUCUUAUAAAUAUACAUCACAUCUUGGUUUGGAUUUGUGGUAAAAUUUUAAGUGUUCAUUACCCUUUUGUAGGAACUUUUUUAUGGUACGUUUCUAGAUCAUCUACUAAUUUCUAUACUUUUACCUUUUGGAUUUAAUGCUUUGGCCUUUUCUCUCUUAGCAAAAUGCUUUUCAUACUAAAUACCUUUCUCCUGCAUUAUUUUUUCUUGGAAAUCUCUUGGACAUUUUCGGAGUCUUUCAUGUGGUUGAACCUGACUUGGUCUGUAUUCAAAGAAGUUGCAAUUCUUCAAAGUAUAAUUCCAGGAAAAAGACAUGAAAGUUGUAGGGAAAUUCUGCCAAAACAGGAUAGAUUUCCAAUCAAGCAUUAAAAAAUCAGCAUGGAAUGUAUUUAUUUAUUUGCUCAUUGUCUCCUUGCGGUUGGAUAUCCGUUUUAUUUUUGGCAAGUGGGUUGUUAUGUAAAGAUUAUUGGUUGCAUAUUUUGACCUGAUGUAAACUGUGCAACAGAUAUAGAAAAGGAAUAUUAGGCAGGUUUCUGAGAUGUUUAUUCCUAUGCUUUCUCCAUAGCUUGAUUUCCAGCUUGCAUAGAAUAUUAUGCUCCAAAUGAAGAUGGAAGCUGUGAAACCAUCGGCUGUUACUCCAUCAAAGAGUAAAUGGGUUCGAACUUUAUCGAAAGUUCUUCACCUGCACGCAGCUGCAGCUGGGAUUGUCCCUGAUGAUGGGGUUCAGAAGGUUAAGUCUAACGAAACUGAUGAAUGGAAUGACAGAAAGACCGCCAAGAGAUUAUCUCAGAAAUUUGACAGAUUACAUGAUGAAGAGCUUGAAAGAAAGGUGGCCUUGGAAGUGCUUAUUGCAAAAAUCUUUGCUACCGUUUCUGCUAUUAAGGCUGGAUAUGCUCAGUUGCAGCAUGCUCAAUCGCCUUACGAUGCUGAGGGGAUUCAAGCUGCUGAUCAAUUGAUAGUUUCUGACUUGAAGAAAUUGUCAGAAUUGAAGCAAUGUUUCUUGAAGAAACAGUAUGAUCCUUCCCCAGAACAUGCAAUAAUUUUAGCUGAAAUUCAGGAACAAAAAAGUCUUUCAAAGACAUUUGAAAUUCUGGGAAAGAAAUUGGAAUCUCAGCUGAGACUCAAAGAGUCUGAGAUCAUUUUUCUUCGAGAAAAGUUGGAUGAAUCCCGUAAGCAAAACAGGUUACUGGAGAAGAGAUUAAAUCAAAGUGGUCAGUUAUUUGUGCUCGACAAUCUUCACCUGUCAAGCUUAAAUCCUAGCAAUUUUAUUACUGUUCUUUGUCAAACUGUUAAGUCCAUUAGAAGUUUUGUCAGGCUGAUGAUUGAUGAAAUGAAGUCUGCUGACUGGGAUAUCAAAGCAGCAGCUAGCUCAAUAGAACGAGGUGUGGUUUAUUGGAAAGCAGAUGACAGAUGUUUUGCAUUUGAGUCCUUCAUUUGCAGGGAAAUGUUCAAGGCCUUCCACCAUCCUUACUUCUUUCUUCUUGGUAACUCUGUACCUGAAGGGAAGAAACAUCCACAAGUCUUUUUUGAGAGAUUUAUGGAACUGAAAUCCGUGAAAGUUAAGGAAUAUCUAGCCAAGAAACCUAAGUCAACAUUUGCCAAAUUUUGCCGGACCAAGUACUUGCAAGUUGUUCAUCCUAAGAUGGAAUCCUCUUUUUUUGGUAAUUUGAGCAGCAGAGACAUGGUGAGUUCCUAUCAGUUUCCAGACACUACCUUUUUCACUGUAUUUGCUGAAGUGGCGAAGCGGAUCUGGCUUCUGCACUGCUUAGCCUUUGCUUUUGAGCCAGAGGCAUCGAUCUUUCAAAUAAACAAAGGGUGUAGAUUUUCUGAAGUAUACAUGGAAAGUGUAGCUGAGGAAAUAUUCCUUUCGUCGGAUAUUACACUAGAAUCAGAACCACGGGUGGCAUUUACCGUUGUUCCUGGAUUCAGGAUUGGUAAAACUGUAAUCCAGUGCCAGGUCUAUCUCGCUCGGUUCAAAUAAAGGUAAACCUGUUGAUCCUCUGUUAGUCACAAGAGAAUUUGUUUAUUUGGACCCACAACAUAGUAGAUUGAACUGGAUGCCAUUCUCUUGCCUCUUUUUUAGUAAAUUAGAUUAGGGAAAUGGGAUGCUGGGAUUUGAAACAUGGUUACCUGGGCAAUUUGUCUCCUUGUUUUGUGGCCUUAAUGAUAAAGACAGGCUCAUUGACAGUAAUUUAUUUGUAAGACACAUCCCCCAAUUUUGUUAAUAUUAGGCCCUUGUAUGUUUUAGCUGUUUUGCAUUAUUGCCGUAUUAUGAAGCUUUUAUAUAUAUAUAUAGUUAGUGGUUGGAAACUUUUUAUAUUCAUCAUCUGUAUGUAUGGGUAUUGCUUUGAGUGCCAUGCCAUGAAUUGCCAGAAGGUUCUCUAUCUUUUUGUCUCUAUGCUGUAUUGAUGCCCAUCAAAAUCUCUGGUUCACUUCUUUUUAGGCUUUACUAAUAAGCGUAAAUGAGCAUUUAACUUGAUAAUCGAGCAUUUGACUUGAUAAUCAUAUGCAUGUUUAUCUUUGUUUAAGGACUUGGGUUCGAAUCUUUUUUGUUUUAAUAAAUAAAAAAAGGCUUUAUUAAGAAACUGGUUGUUCUUUGUGCCCUCAGCUCUUUUACACUAAUUUGAGUUGAGCCUGAAAUGCAAUUAUUCAAAACUAUAUAAGUCCAUUACUUCCGUCUCUGGAAGCUUUGAAGAAAUAAAAAGCCUUUUAGAUAUCAUCAAAAACGUGUAUUGGAAUGCAAAAACACCAACUUUUGGUGGAAAAAAGAAAUAUUAUAAUAAUUGUCUGGGUAGCAAUAAAAUAAUUUAUAAUUCAAUGUGGUCGGUCCUGGAUGACAGCAACA